This is a messenger RNA of Rhinichthys klamathensis goyatoka, 1233 nucleotides long. It is a transcript of the gene mims1b, whose product is annotated as family with sequence similarity 210 member Ab. Gene Ontology annotation, cellular component: mitochondrion. Bases 181 to 1017 code for a protein of 278 amino acids. The record is from RefSeq and is a predicted model, not a curated record. Lineage: Eukaryota; Metazoa; Chordata; Actinopteri; Cypriniformes; Leuciscidae. The transcript is spliced from 4 exons.
UUUCCCAUGAUGCCGCGCGCAGCAGCUCCAUGUGGAUAUGUCUGGAGAACGUGCGAGUACAUGACAUAAGUCUAUUGAGGAAUGGAGCUCUGCGCGGACUCUCCAUAAACUCACAGCAGACCUUCAAGAGGUGAAUCCUGUCCAGGACCUGUAGGUGGCGCUCUGUUGGUGGGGGAGGUUAUGCAGCGGAUGUGGGCUCCAGUCGCACUGCGGCGUGUGGUCCUGCUGCGCUCGGCGUACCUGGGUCACACCCGGGCUUCGCGGGAGCUUCCUGUGACCGUCCGGACCUCACGCUGCUUCAGUUGCACUAAUGUCAUCAGGACGAAGGAAGGCCCCAAAACGUCCACAGAGGAAGAAACGCCAUUAAACCCUCCACAAAGUCUAGCUGGGACUGAGGGUCUUUUUAAGGGUGAUACGGAGUCUGGCCUUCAGAGUAAGGGUGAUGUCGACCCUCUGCAGGACAAAUCUAUUGGGCUCUUCCAGAGAUUUAAAAAGACAUUUAAACAGUAUGGUAAAGUCAUGGUGCCUGUGCACGUCGUCACGUCCACAGUGUGGUUUGGGAGCUUCUAUUAUGCUGCAAUGAAAGGGGUGAACUUGGUCCCGUUUCUGGAGGUCAUCGGUUUACCGGAUUGGAUGGUGGGAAUUUUGAGAGAUUCCCAGGGUGGCUAUGCACUCACAGCAUAUGCCAUGUAUAAGCUCGCUACUCCUGCCCGAUACACAGUUACACUGGGCGGAACGUCCCUGUCUGUACAGUACCUCCGCAAACACGGAUACCUCUCCACCCCUCCGCCUGUUAAAGGGUACCUGCAAGACAAAAUGGAGGAGACCAGGGAACUACUGACUGAAAAAAUGGAGGAGACGAAAGAGAGGUUUUCAGAGAAGAUGGAGGAAACCAAAGAACUGCUCUCAGAACGAAUGGAGGGGACUAAAGGGCGCUUCUCUGAGACUAAAGACAAAUUUUCGGAGAAACUGCAGGAGACGAAAGACAAAAUGUCUUUUCGUAAGAAAGCCGACUAGGCUGCAUGGUAUGCUGUGGUCCAAUCAAGCCGCCAAGGGAAGAGAAUAAUUUCUAAAACCUAAGUGUAUUGAGGAAUGUUUCACAUGAUCAAUAAUUACUCACAAUGUCACAAAGUGUUUGGUGAUUACUUAAAGGCACAGUUCAACCAAAAAUGUCUGACUGUCUUCUGCAGGACACAAAAGAAGAUAUUUGGGAAAAAUAAUUCUGUCCAUAUA